UGACACAGGAAGUUUCAUAAAUGAAAGUGAAAGCAAGUUGCUGAGCCAAGAGCAGAAAGGACAGAAGCAGAAUCUUUUCAAAAGCAAGGUACAUUCUGAUCUGAAGGGCUGUGAAAAUCAGAGGACGUUCAAAGUGAAAAUGCCAAAUCUAAAUCCUUCUCGUAAACCACAACCUGGAGACUUGAUUGAAAUAUUCCGGACAGGAUAUCAACAUUGGGCCAUCUACACUGGAGAUGGAGAAGUUGUACAUUUAACUUCAGAUGGAUCGCUUUCAGGUGUGAGUUCUGGAUUAUCUAGUUCUACAGAAACUGGUGUGAUCAGGAGGGAUUCUCUUGCAAAUAGCGCUGGAGGUUCUUGCUACUCUAUCAACAACAGUGCAGACAGAGUAUGGGAAUCUUUGCCCAUUGGCUGGAUUAUAAAAAUGGCUAAAGCAAUGGCUGGACAGACAGUGUAUUACAGUAUAACAACAGCAAACUGUGAACACUUUGUUCACUUACUUCGGUAUGGAAGAAAGAAAUCAGUUCAGGCUGACAGAGUUUCCGCUAUCAUUCCUAUGGCAAAUCCCAAGUUUUCAAAUGUGUAUGACGGGCAACACGUGAAAACAAUGGAAGAGGAGUAUCAGAGUGCACUGCGCAACUCACAUCCAAAGCCUGGAGACAUGAUUAUGAUAUUGAGGCCCAAGUUGAAUCAGUGGGCAAUCUAUGUCGGAGAUGGGGAUAUCAUAUAUCCAGAUUCAGGUCGUGUGGUUGUGAGGAAACCUCUUUUUGAGGUAGCUGAAAGUGAUCUCUGGUGCAUCAACAACAAACUGGACAGCAGCAUGAAACCGUUGUGUGUUAAAGAGAUAAUAAGAAAUGCUAAAGCAAUGAUUGGACAAGAAAUAGCAAUGAGUGAAGAAGAGUUUAUCAGGUAUAUUCGGUGUGUUAAAAAGGUUGGUUCUUCCUCUGCUGUCACGAAGAAAGUCAACCAUGCCACUAAUGGAGCAAAUGCCAUUGGCUUCGCUAUUUUCAAAAUUGUCAUUUACACCAUUGUUGCUGCGCUGGGGAUCGUGAUGCUCUUAUCUGCUGCAGACAUUCUAGAUGUCUGCCUUUUACCUUUCAUUUAAAUGCUGUUCUUAAAAUGACAUUCCUGUUUUUGUUUAGUACCCAGGUCACCGUUGAAAGUAAUAUUGUGUAUAGAGUCUUGGACGUACACUCAGUGGCUACUUUAUUAUGUCCCCCUGUAGACACUCUUGCAUGUUACAAGUUCAAAGUAAAAUUUAUUAUUAGAGUACAUACAUGUAACCACAUAGACAACCCUGAGAUUAUUAUUCCUGCGAACACAAUCAGCAAAUCUACAGAAGAUUAACUAUAAACAGGAUCCAUGAAAGAGCAGGAGCAUAGAAGACAACAAAAUAUGCAAAUGCAAAUAUAAAUAAAUAACAAUAAAUAACGAGAGCAUGAAAUAACAAGAAAAAGAGUCCUUAAUGUGAGACCAUUGGUUUUUGGAACAUCUCGAUAAAUGAGUGUAGUUAACCUCUUUUGUUCAAGAGCCUGAUGGUUGAGGGGUAGUAACUGUUCCUGAACCUGGUGGUGCGAGUCCUGAGGCUCCUGUACCUUCAACCUGAUGGCAGCAGUGAGAAAAGAGCACGGCCUGGGUGGUGGGGAUCUCUGAUGAUGGAUGCUGCUUUCCUACCACAGCGUUUCAUGUAGAUGUGCUCAAUGGUUGGGAGGGCUUUACCCAUGACGUACUGGGAUGAAUCCACUACCUUCUGUAGGAUUUUCUGUCCAAAGGCAUUGAUGUACCCAUACCAGGCCAUGAUGCAGCCAGUCAAUACACUUUCCACUACACAUCUAUAUAAGUAUUAUCAAGGUUUUAGAUGACAUGCCGAAUCCUUGCAGUCUCCAAACAAGUGAACGAGUAAUCUUUGGGGUACUGCAAGUCUGUGUCUUUGCUGUACGCUUGAGUGCUCGGUGGUGGGAGCCAAUGCUUUUUUUUUGCUGAUGGGGGGGAGGGGUGUUGUUGCUUUGCUGCUGCUUACAUGGGAGGGAGAGGAGCUGGGAGGGACUUCGGGGUUCUAACAUUUAACUGUCAAUCAUUCUUUGGGGGCAUUCCUCUGUUUUUGCAAAGAAAAAGUACUUCAGGAUGUAUAUUGUAAACAUUUCUCUGACAUUAAAUGUACCAUUGAAGCCAAAGGAAGUGGAGGUGCUGUCAUGCUUUCUUUGCAAUUACAGUUAUAUAAUAGGUCUAGGACAGCUUCUCUGAGAUAGUGACACCCAGGAAUUUGAAGAUACUGACCCUCUCCAUUUCUGAUCCAACAAUGAGGAUUGGCUCAUGGACUUCUGGUUUCC
This is a messenger RNA of Mobula hypostoma (lesser devil ray), 2327 nucleotides long. RefSeq names its product phospholipase A and acyltransferase 3-like. Bases 140 to 1102 code for a protein of 320 amino acids. Gene Ontology annotation, cellular component: cytoplasm. The record is from RefSeq and is a predicted model, not a curated record. Gene Ontology annotation, biological process: N-acylphosphatidylethanolamine metabolic process. NCBI's taxonomy places the organism in Eukaryota, Metazoa, Chordata, Chondrichthyes, Myliobatiformes, Myliobatidae. The transcript is spliced from 7 exons. Gene Ontology annotation, molecular function: glycerophospholipid phospholipase A1 activity; A2-type glycerophospholipase activity.